GUCUUUAAGUUUUCAUUCAUCGUCUUACACCCGUGGGGAUUAUUUCAGUAGCGUGAAACUUCCAUAAUAACUCAAAAUCAGUUCUCUUCUGCCUGCGCUCUUUCGCUUCCUGCGAAUCUUUCCGAGAAUCGAGUCACAGAGUAGAGCGAAAUCGGCGUAGAGAUACAAAAAUGCCAAAAGUAAAGACAAAUCGUGUUAAAUACCCAGAGGGCUGGGAAUUGAUUGAGCCUACACUCCGUGAACUUCAAGCAAAGAUGAGGGAAGCUGAGAAUGAUCCACAUGAUGGCAAAAGAAAAUGUGAGACAUUAUGGCCAAUAUUUAAGAUUGCACACCAGAAGAGCCGCUACAUAUUUGACCUCUACCAUCGGAGGAAGGAAAUUUCUAAAGAACUGUAUGAAUUCUGUUUAGAUCAAGGAUAUGCUGACCGCAAUCUAAUUGCAAAAUGGAAGAAGCCUGGUUAUGAACGUCUUUGCUGCCUGAGGUGCAUGCAGCCACGUGAUCACAAUUUUGCCACCACUUGUGUUUGCAGAGUUCCCAAGCAACUUAGGGAGGAGAAGGUCAUAGAGUGUGUUCACUGUGGGUGCAAGGGUUGUGCAAGUGGGGACUGAUUGAAUACCGAUUCUAGUUUUAGUUGCCAAUGGAGGGUUUCUUAGAAUUACUUUCUUUGUGCUUUUAGCUUUCUGUUGUCUGAAAUCCUCACCAUGGGACACCACUUCUCCUGGUUGUAUUACUGUCUACUAAAUGAGUGCUAUAUAUAUUGGGAAUAUUGGUUUCAUAUUAGUCAUCUGCCUAGUUCAAAAUCUGACUGGAGCUUUGUACCUUUACAUUGAUUAGCCUAAUAUGGUGUACUUUUGCUCGAUACUUCUCAGCUUAAACAUUGGGCUUAAAAUAAUCGAAGGUUAGUGUAAACUUUUAAUGCUGCUUUGGUUAA
Molecule: messenger RNA, 931 nt
Organism: Glycine soja
Lineage: Eukaryota; Viridiplantae; Streptophyta; Magnoliopsida; Fabales; Fabaceae
Product: protein BUD31 homolog 2
Exons: 5
Coding region: 171-608 (145 amino acids)
Biological process (GO): mRNA splicing, via spliceosome
Cellular component (GO): spliceosomal complex; nucleus
Source: RefSeq, a predicted model, not a curated record